This is a messenger RNA of Pyrus x bretschneideri (Chinese white pear), 1041 nucleotides long. RefSeq names its product probable LRR receptor-like serine/threonine-protein kinase At1g51880. NCBI's taxonomy places the organism in Eukaryota, Viridiplantae, Streptophyta, Magnoliopsida, Rosales, Rosaceae. The record is from RefSeq and is a predicted model, not a curated record. Gene Ontology annotation, biological process: protein phosphorylation. The coding region runs from base 1 to 1041 and encodes 346 amino acids. Gene Ontology annotation, molecular function: ATP binding; protein kinase activity. The transcript has 7 exons.
AUGAAGAUCUCAAUUAGUUUCCUCGUCUUACCGCUCUGUGCAAGAGUCGUUCAUGGAGAGUGCCGAAUAGAUUCAAGCAAGUGCAAGAAGAACAUUGUUGUUCCAAUAUUUGGAUCAUUACUAUCAGCAGUGGCCCUCCUUCUAGUUAUAGUGCUCAUACUGGCAUGGAAGAUUAUAAGACUAAGAAAACCAGAUGGAGAAAAACGUAACAAAACACCUUUAGCAUCAAAGAAGUCUCAGUUUACUUAUGACGAGGUUUUAGAAAUCAUCGAAGACUUUCAAAUUGACAUAGGGAAAGGAGGUUUUGGGAUUGUGUACAAUGGCUACUUGAAAGAUGGCACUCAAGUUGCGGUUAAAAUACUUUCUCCAUUGUCAUCUACAGAGGUUGAGCUUUUGCCGAGAAUUCAUCAUAGAAACUUAACCUCACUUCUUGGAUAUAGUGAUGAUAGCAACAACUUGGCACUUAAAUACGGGUACAUGCCUAACGGAAACUUAAAAGAAUCUCUCUCCGAUAGAAAGCUCACAUAUGACUUGGGAACUGAGACAUCGGAUAGCAUUAGAUAUUGCGUUAGGUUGGUGCUUCGUGUUAUUUUGAUCGCCAAUAGAUUUGCAGAUGUAAACACUGCCAACAUUCUCUUAAGCGAAAAAUUGGAUGCAAAAAUAGCAAAUUUCAGUCUGUCCAUGGUUUUUCCCAAUGAUAAUAAGAUUCAUGUUGUGGCAUCGGUUAUGGGUACAGUGGGUUAUGGGGUAGUUCUAUUAGAGCUAAUUACUGGCCAACUUGCAAUCAUAGAAAGUGAUGAUCUUGACCACAUAGUGGAGUGGGUGAGUCCUGAGUUCCAGAAUGGGGAUUUAACAACUAUUUUGGAUCGAAGGAUUCGAGGAGAGUUCGAUGUGAAUUCGGUCUGGAAAGCAUUAGAGACAGCAAUGGCAUGCACAACUUUCACCUCCCAACAUAAAGCCAGCAUGGUUUUUGUGCUGUGCCAAUUAACACAAUGUUUGGAAAUGGAGGUGUCUAGGCAUCGAGAAAGAACUCCAGGCUAA